CUGGGGGCGCUGUGAGUGCUGUGAGGAGGCGGCACCGCCUCCGGCCCAGCCCGGCCCGGCCGGGCCCAGCUCGGCCCAGCCCGCCUGGCCCGGUGGCCACCAUGCCGCGGUACUGCGCCGCUACCCGCUGCAAGAACCGCGGCGGCCAGAGCUCCAAGGACCAGCGCAAGCUCAGCUUCUACCCACUCUGCAUGGACCAGUCCCCAUCCCAGGCCUGCAGUAACCUCUGCCCUGUUGUGGCUACGUGGCUAUCCCUUCCCAGGAUGGUGAGUUAUAAAGAGCGUUUCACAAUCCUGAGAGAAGCACAAUGCAGAUUCCCACUUCAUGAUAAAGAGAGACUUGAGAAGUGGUUGCGGAACAUGAAGCGGGAUUCCUGGACUCCAAGCAAGCACCAGCUCCUCUGCAGUGAUCAUUUCACCCCCGAUUCCCUGGACGUGCGGUGGGGGAUACGGUACCUGAAAAAUACCGCUGUGCCAACUAUCUUCUCUUCCCCAGAUGAUGAGGAAAAAGAUUCUUCUCAGAACAGUUCACAGCAGGUACAGAAAAAAGACCAGGAAGAAACAAAUGUUGUGUCAGAGAAAGUAUCUCUACCAUUUGAACCUUGUACACCAAAGAAAAAUUCUGUAAUUGCACAAAAUGUAGAGGAAAAAGUGGAAGUGGUUUGUUCAACUGCGCUGAGUAAACCUUUACAAAUUCAAAACCUGCAGCUUCCACAUGAAGGUGGCUUUCAGGCAGACAGUGUCAUUCUUGAUAGUUCAUCUAGGCAGUACAUACAUCAGCCUAAUCCUAUUCUAAUGACAGCAGCAGUCCAGAGCAUGGAGGCUACUGGUGUCCAUACUUCUAUAGAGGGUUCAGAAGGUUGUACAGCUACAGUCCUGCAAUUUACAGACCCUGACUGCUUGAAUUCAUCUCUGAACCUGAACAAUGAUUUAGGGUCAGUUACUGACUAUGCAGUUGAAAAUUCUGUCCCUCACGUGGUCUGUUCUGGUGAAAUGCAGACAAGUGAAGAUGCAGUUUUACUGAGUACACUGACACAAACUAUUGAACAGUUCAGUGGAAGUGAAGAGUCUGUCAUUGCUAUUAUUAUGCCUGCUGAGAGUCCAGAAGAACCUGAAAGAGUAAAUACUUCUUUCCUGCCUGUUAAGGAAGAGUGUCUUGACACAGAGGAGACAGAAAUGUUUGAAUAUGAUGGAAAUGACAUCCUGCAGACUGAGCAUUCAUACUGCAGACAAGACAUAGACAGAGAUCACCUUUGGCAAAAAAUUUCAAAACUCCACUCUAAGAUAACUUUACUUGAGAUGCAAGAGGUAAAAACUUUGGGAAGACUCAGGUCCUUGGAAGCUCUUAUUAGACAAUUGAAGCAAGAAAACCUGCUUUCUGAAGAAAAGCUGAAGUUGGUAGAAAACUACUUCACAACCCUUGAAGUGACUAUGAUACAGUAAAGGCUUUCAGUUGAUGGUUCUCAAAUACCUUUUUAACCUCUUUAAGUGUACUUUUGGACAAAUCAACUUUUUUUUCCAGUUGUGGUGUUUUAAACAUCUAAUGAAAAUCAUGUGAAUAGCAUUCUUUAAAAUGUUACAUCAAACAAAGCUAAGUGGUAGAAUGUUGUCUGUAAAACAUGACCGGCAAGUAAAAUUUGAAAAAAACCUGAAUUGGGCGAAGUUUUCUUAAAUGUGUGAAUCAAGUCAGUAAAAGAUAAUUUAACCCUUUCUUAGGUGCAGGCUUCUCUGAAACAUGCAAUGCUUGCACUGGGGACAGCAGUAGAAUGGACAGAAUAAGCAUAUAGGAUGAACAAUUAUAUAUGUACAUACAUGCAUUGUCCAGUGAGGUCAAAAUUGCUCUUUAGUUUUUUGUUCAUCUAACAUUUGUUCUGAAAAUUUUUUUUACAUUUUGAUCUUAUUAAAAUUGUUUCUGCAUAAAGGGUGUUUUCUUUCAUUUGUUUCUAGAAACAAAAAUUCUCAUAAGACUGUGGUUGCAGUCGACAGGCCCAUCUCAUUUUCUCAUUUUUAGUUUUUUUUGUUACGAUUCAG
Messenger RNA from Serinus canaria (Common canary), 2030 nucleotides. RefSeq names its product THAP domain containing 5 (gene THAP5). Lineage: Eukaryota; Metazoa; Chordata; Aves; Passeriformes; Fringillidae. Gene Ontology annotation, cellular component: nucleus. The transcript is spliced from 4 exons. The record is from RefSeq and is a predicted model, not a curated record. The coding region runs from base 102 to 1442 and encodes 446 amino acids.